GGCAAAAACCUUGCUUAAGCAACCGCCAACAUACCCAGACCACCUUUUUGGUGACAUCCAUGGCUACUCUUGGUGAUAUUGGGGUUUCUGCAGUCAUCAACAUCGUCACCGCCUUUGCUUUCUUGCUGGCUUUUGCUCUGCUUAGAAUCCAACCCAUUAAUGACAGGGUCUACUUCCCCAAAUGGUACCUAACCGGAGCUAGAGCCAGUCCUAGACACUCUGCAAAUUUGGUGGCUAACUUUGUUAACCUUAACUUCAACACUUACCUCACCUUCCUUAACUGGAUGCCUCAAACUCUGCGCAUGAAGGAGCCCCAGAUUAUUGACCAUGCUGGCCUUGAUUCUGCUGCCUUCUUGAGGAUUUACAUUCUUGGGUUAAAGAUUUUUGGGCCAACUGCAAUUGUGGCAUUCUUGGUUCUUAUUCCAGUUAAUGCAUCGGGUGGGAUGUUGUUUUUCCUCAGCAGAGAUUUGGUCAUCAGUGACAUCGAUAAGCUUUCAAUAUCAAAUGUUCAGCCCAAGUCUCCAAAGUUUUUUGCACACAUUUUUAUGAUGUAUUUGUUCACAUUUUGGGCAUGCUAUAUGCUCUACAAGGAGUACGAUGUGGUAGCAUCGAUGAGAUUGAACUUUUUGGCUUUAAAAAGUAGGCGAGCUGAGCAGUUUACGGUCCUGGUUAGAAAUGUUCCUCAUGUCCCUGGCAAUUCUGUGUCUGAUACAGUGAAGUGUUUCUUUAAAAAGAAUCACUCAACUCACUAUCUUUGUCACCAGACUGUCUACAACGCAAACAAAUAUGCAAGAGCAGUAAGGAAAAGGCAGAAAUUGCAAAAUAAAUUAGAUUACAACCAGCUUAAGUUGGAAAGACAUCCCAACACACGUCCAACAAGAAAGACGGGCUUGCUUGGACUUUGGGGUGAGAAACUAGAUUCCAUAGAAUACUAUCAACAAAAGAUUAAAGAGCUCGAUGAAAAGUUAACAAUGGAGCAUCAGAAGAUUCUGAAAGACCCGAAACGCAUAAUGUCAGCCGCAUUUGUAUCAUUCAACUCCCGGUGGGGUGCAGCGGUGUGUGCUCAAACACAACAAAGCAAAAAUCCGAUUCUAUGGUUGACAGAUUGGGCCCCUGAACCUCGUGACGUUUACUGGAAAAAUCUUGCUAUACCCUUCAUUUCUUUGAGCAUCCGUAAACUAGUUAUAUCAUUGGCAGUCUUUGCUUUAGUGUUCUUCUACAUAAUACCCAUUACAUUUGUUCAGUCACUGGCCAAUCUUGAAGGUCUUGAAAGAGUUGUUCCUUUUCUCAGGCCCAUUCUUGAAUGGAGCUUUAUCAAGUCAUUCCUUCAAGGUUUUCUUCCGGGUCUUGCUCUAAAGGUUUUUCUAUGGCUUCUUCCUGGUAUUCUUAUGACCAUGUCAAAAAUUGAAGGGCACGUUGCAUUUUCCGUAUUGGAAAGGAGUACGGCCGCCAAAUACUACUUUUUCAUGCUGGUAAAUGUUUUCUUAGGGAGUAUUGUCGCUGGAACAGCAAUUCAACAGCUUCAUUCUUUCCUUCAUCAAUCUCCCACACAGAUUCCAAGGACAAUAGGGGUAUCGAUUCCAAUGAAGGCUACUUUCUUCAUUACAUACAUAAUGGUUGAUGGAUGGGCAGGUAUGGCUGGGGAGAUUCUUCGGUUAAAGCCUUUAAUCAUGUUUCAUCUCAAGAACACGUUAAUGGUAAAAACCGAAAGAGAUAGACUAAAAGCAAUGAACCCCAAAAGCAUAGAUUUCCCCGAAGCUAUUCCGUCUCUUCAACUAUACUUUCUUAUGGGAGCCGUUUAUGCUGUUGUCACCCCCAUCCUUCUACCUUUUAUACUCAUCUUCUUUGCAUUUGCAUACUUUGUUUACCGUCACCAGGUAAUUAAUGUGUACAAUCAACGAUAUGAGAGUGCUGCUGCAUUCUGGCCACAUGUUCAUCAUAGGAUAAUAGCGAGCUUGUUGAUAUCUCAGCUUCUUUUGUUGGGACUUCUUAGCACAAAAAAGGCUGCAAAUUCUACUCCUUUGCUUGUCGUAUUACCGAUUUUGACUGUAACGUUUCAUAAAUUCUGCAAGAGCCGGUUCGAACCUGCUUUCCGAAAAUACCCUCUCGAAGAAGCCGUGGAGAAGGACACACAAGACGAAGUUUCUGAACCUGUAAACGACAUGAAAUCCUACUUGUGUGAAGCCUACUUACAUCCAGUUUUACGUUCCAUUGAAGAAUUUGAGCUUUUCGAGCUCGGGGUUGACAAUAAUCGAGCUCACAUCCCAAGUCAAGUAGCCACCGAACUGGAACCUGUUUCUGGUUCUGGUUCUGGUUCACAUUCCCCAAAAGAAGAAAACAAAGUGGCUCCUAAAAGGCAGGAUCUUGAAGUUGUAGUUGAGCAACAUGACAAGACUUGAGCCUAAAUGUUGAUGUUAUGUACCACGCCUGACCUUUAACUGAAUGUAGCUUCCAUAACCUAACAGUGUCAGAAGUAGGGUUUUGUAACCACUCCAGAACUACUAUUAUAACUUGCUCAUGUUUAUUGUUUUUUACA
Molecule: messenger RNA, 2536 nt
Organism: Helianthus annuus (common sunflower)
Lineage: Eukaryota; Viridiplantae; Streptophyta; Magnoliopsida; Asterales; Asteraceae
Product: CSC1-like protein At1g32090
Exons: 11
Coding region: 60-2399 (779 amino acids)
Cellular component (GO): plasma membrane
Molecular function (GO): calcium-activated cation channel activity
Source: RefSeq, a predicted model, not a curated record